This is a messenger RNA of Anopheles aquasalis, 1136 nucleotides long. Its product is annotated as sulfotransferase 1A3-like. Gene Ontology annotation, molecular function: sulfotransferase activity. The record is from RefSeq and is a predicted model, not a curated record. Lineage: Eukaryota; Metazoa; Arthropoda; Insecta; Diptera; Culicidae.
UGCACGGAUGUCGCACAGCUAUCUUCUCGCAGUCUUGCUGCUGCAGCAAACGAUUAGCGUUGUGUACGCCCGGGGACAAACUCACAGUCUAGCCAACAUGUCCGCUGCUGCCUUUACGAUAACUGAAACCGAUGAGCAGUCCGUGUACACCGAGCGCCGUCAAAUCAAAGUGUUACUCAACGAUUUGAAGGAUUAUCCGUUAGAUCCUGCCGUGAGGCCACCGGUUUCCGUGACCAUAUCAUCCAAGUAUCGAAACUACCUCCAGCGUGUACGAGACUUUCAAGUGUUCGAGGAUGAUGUUUGGAUUGUGACAUUCCCGAAAAGUGGAACCACCUGGACGGAGGAGAUGACCUGGUUGAUCAAUCACGAUCUCGACUACGAUACGGCACGGAGCAUCAAGUUAAACUCGCGCUCGACAUUUCUCGAAAUAGGCGCAAUUUCGGAACUCUUUCCGAUUGAUACGAUUGCAACCGCCGAGCGGAGCGCACGGCCGCGACAAAUUAAAUCACACCUUCCACUGCCCCUUCUACCACGCCAGCUGUGGACGGUGAAACCGAAGAUCGUCUACGUCGCACGCAAUCCAAAGGAUGUGGCCAUUUCGUUCUACCAUCAUUAUCGUGUGUUUGUGAGUUACAAUGGAACGAAGGAAACUUUCCUGAACGAGUUACUGGCCGAUCAGGUAACCUACUGCCCUAUGGUGUCCCAUGUGCUUGACUUUUGGGCCCUCAAACAUGAACCGAAUGUACUGUUUCUCACCUACGAAACGAUGAAACGGAACCUACGAGCUGUACUACCCGAUGUGUGCCGCCACUUUAACAAGACCUACUCCGAGGCACAGCUGGACGAGCUGGCCGUUCAUUUGUCGUUUGACGAGAUGAAAAAAAAUCCGGCCACUAACAAGGACGACGUGGUGCGCAACGCUCUUGCCAAGGACAAUCGAAUCGGCGAUGAACAGUUCAAAUUCCUACGCAAAGGCAUCGUCGGAGAUUAUCGCAACGAGCUACCAGAAGAGUUCAACGUCAAGUUCGAUCGUUUCAUUGCAGAGCAGCUCGCUGGAAGUGAUUUCCGAUACGAAUACGAUUAAGAAUGACGUUCGAAUAAACAGCAUUUCAGUUUUGCAUCAGUCUUCAUCAGUA